GGGAAACAGAGGAGAACAUUCAUGAUGUGGUAACAGGGCUCAGGAUCUGACGGCUGUUUAAGACAAACCAUGUGAGAUCAAAAGCAAAGACACUGGCUUAUGUUGGAUUUCUUUAACAGGACUUGGACAUGAGUCAUGAAAGCUGUGCAAUAAACAAGGGAAGUGCUCCCCUCAGGCUCUGAAGUGGCUCGAUGAUAGAAGAUAAUGAUGGCUGGGAAGUGCUCUCCACUCUGUCACUAGUAAAUGGGUUUACCUUCAACACACAGGAGCCAUGAAGAGGGUCGUCUGAUGGGAAAGUGAACUGGCAGUCAUCAAGACAUUUUGGAAUAAAGGAGGUGAGCCUGUUUUCAAACUGAGACCAUUCCAGCAGCUCUGCCUGCCCAGUGUCUGAGGAGGGGGAUCACCAUGAUCUCUACAGCUCUCCGCUGGCUCGUCCUGGUGUCUUUCAUCAUCCUGACCAUUGGUGGAAACGUACUGGUGUGUUUGGCUGUAGGGCUCAGCCGUCGUCUGUGGCGUAUUGCUAACUGCUUUGUGGUGUCGCUGGCGGUAACAGAUCUUCUUCUUGGCCUCCUGGUGAUGCCCUUUUCUGCCACUUCAGAGCUCCGUGGUGGAAAAUGGCCCCUCGGAGGAACCUUGUGUAAUAUCUACAUUUCCACAGAUGUCAUGCUGUGCACAGCCUCCAUACUGACCCUGCUGGCCAUCAGUGUGGACCGAUACCUCGCCAUUUCAGCUCCCCUCAGCUACUCCCGGAGAGUUACGCCUCUGAGGGUGACACUGGGCAUGAUUGCCAUCUGGACCUUGUCACUGGCUGUGUCCUUUGUGCCCAUCCACCUGGGCCUGAACACAAUGGACUACAAAGUGCAGCACUUGGACUGGAGCAUUGGAGACGAGGACAUGGAAGGCCGCUACUGCCAGUUUGAAUGGCAUAACAACUACGUGUUAAUUUAUACUUUUGGCUCAUUUUACCUGCCUCUGCUGCUUAUGUGUGGGAUGUACCUUUGCAUAUUCAGAGUGGCACGAGAACAGGCACGCCGUAUUCGUGCUGCCACUCCAUCAUUUGCACGCACAGCAUCAACGGCAGCCAUCGCCCGGGAGCACAAAGCGACAGUGACCCUGGCAGCUGUACUCGGGGCCUUUGUCAUCUGCUGGUUCCCCUACUUCACCUACUUCACCUUCAUGGGCAUGAGGGCAAAGACAUACCCCCCGAACACGCUACACUCUGUGGUGCUGUGGCUGGGCUAUUUUAACUCAGCUCUUAACCCCAUCCUGUAUCCAGCCUUCAACAGGGAUUUUAGGAAGGCGUACGGAGAGCUGCUCCGCUGCAGAGGGCUGCAUCGCAGAAAACUACAGCUCACUAAUGGGUCUGGGCAUAAACGAUUGACCUUUAUGAAUGGACAAAGGCUUUCCCAGCAGUCUGAAAAACAUACAGACACAAUUACUAAAGACACAGAGGUGAAGAGCCUCACACUGUAUGGGAGGAACGGCAUACCUGAUGAGCCAAGAUGAAACACUAUGCAUCUGUUAGACUGCACGCCAGCAGCAAAAUUUUAUAAAUGAAAAACAUGCUCCACCUCUUGCAUUAGCUGAUCAGCUAACCAUUUGCAGUAUCAGUUAGAUGUAUAACGUGCCAAAGACAGUUUGUGUGAAGCCCACGGCACAUCAUGAAUGUAUAAAUGUUCUUUCUGUUCUUUAUAGAAUUUCUAUUCCAUAGGUGCACACUUUUUUCAUGUUUUUAAAUUGUACAAUCAAUGGGAUGUUUUGAAAAUGUGCAGGAAAUAAAAAACGACGUCAUUCAAAAUAAAAGGAAAGCAGGGUGGAAAAUAGAUGAUUCAAUAAGUUUCCUAGCAAACUACAUGGAGACAGGGAUGGUUAAAAAUUUGCUCCUAAGGUUUAUUUUUCUCUCCUCAGCCCUGCCAAUAGGAGUGAAUCAGUCACCAGCAGGUUUAUUUGAUAUUUACAACAUGUGUAUGUUUGACUUGACCCAAGCUGGUUGACCUCAGUGGCUUCCUGAAGUUUGAAUAGACAGACUGCACCUGGAGAAGACGUUGGCUUUGAGGGUUAUUUAAUCCAGCCAUGCCAGAAAGUAAGGGUUAAAAAUGCUGCAGCAAUGAGGUCAGAUUAUUUAGUGAAGUCUGACUGAAGAUUCACAAUGAAAAAAAUAAGGCUGGUUGUAUUCAGUUUGUCAAAACUCCAAUAGCUAGUUUUUGGACAAUGCAAAAAGAUAAAUGUGAAUUUGGAAAGGGAAAUUUUGUUUUGAAAGGCUAAAUGCCAACAAAUUUAGGUUCAAAGUAGAGUAUCUCAUUAGAUAAAAGCAUGAUUUGUGUUCUCCAUCCCUUGAACAUUCCUGUUUAGUUUGGCAGACACUUCUUUGUGAGGUAGAGACAGUUUCUUCUUAGUUUGGCUGCUUUGAGACCUCACACAGGAAGGCAUUGUAAAACUGUGCAAGCAAAAGAAAACAUUAUUUCUAACUUAACUGAGGUAUCAUAGCAUGUUCACUGAGACCAAGCUGUUUAAUACAUUCUUAAAUGAUGCUCUAUACAGUUCCAUCUACAUUCCUCUAAACAAAUCUAGCAAGGGCAUGUUAGCUUGUUGCUAACACAAAAUAAAAAUUCCCUUUUAUAGGUAAACAAAAAUUAGCAUCUGAGAUAAAGUAUUUCUUAAGAAACAUUAUAUGUAGUCAUACUUACAGCCAUAUGUUUCCAACACUCCUAUGAUAAAACUUAAACUGCUUACAUCUGCUGACUCUGUAGACUUCAAGGGCAAAACAUUCAAAACUUAAAGGGAUACUUCAAAAUUUUGGCAAAUUC
Messenger RNA from Cheilinus undulatus (humphead wrasse), 2807 nucleotides. RefSeq names its product histamine receptor H2b (gene hrh2b). The transcript has 4 exons. The coding region runs from base 406 to 1506 and encodes 366 amino acids. Gene Ontology annotation, biological process: adenylate cyclase-activating adrenergic receptor signaling pathway. The record is from RefSeq and is a predicted model, not a curated record. NCBI's taxonomy places the organism in Eukaryota, Metazoa, Chordata, Actinopteri, Labriformes, Labridae. Gene Ontology annotation, cellular component: membrane. Gene Ontology annotation, molecular function: G protein-coupled receptor activity.